CUCAGCUUUAUCUGUAAGAUGAUAACAUCACCUCGCCCACUAAAAUAGAUCACUGCCUCACCCUGGGGGUGUACACAGUAAAUGGUAGCUAUUGGCAUUGCUAACAGAUAGUCAUCGCAUAAGAGACCUAUCUCAGAGCAGACAGGAGGGAGGAAUGAGACGAAGGAGAAGAACCACUGUGAUAUGGAUCCCAAAUAUUUCAUCUUAAUUUUGUUUUGUGGACACCUGCAUCAUACAUUUUUCCCAGAGACAGAAGCAACUACUACAGAGAUUACUACAGAGGUGCAGCCACAGUCUACUUUAUUUAGAUCAUCAAUACCAUAUGCCUCAGCUCAUUCUCAAGGCCCAAGAGAGAAUCCUCUAGGUCAACCAACACAAUUCAACAACCUUUCUUCUGGACAACCUAUACCAACUCCCAAAGUUGCUACUGGACAAUCAACACCAGCUGCCUAUGCCUCUUCUGGGAAACCAGCAGCACACACUUCUGUUGGACAACCACUUGCCUAUGUUACCAAAAAACCAACGGCUAUGACCAAUACUUCCUCCCAAGGAACAGCACUACCUGUGUUCACCUCUGCCCGACAACUAUCACCGUCCGUCCCUUCUUCUACCAGCCAACAAUUACCAUCUGUCCACACUCAAACUCAACAACCAUCCUCUAUGCACACUUCCAGAAAAUCGAUACCACCGACUGUUCAUAAUCUACCCACACCACCGACACCAAGUAGCAUAAAUUCACAUAGGAAUACACCAGGAUUCAUCCUAGACCCUACCAUGAACAAAAAAACCCCAGAGAAAACCAAUUCUCAUUCAUCAACAGUUGCCAUAUUAAUUGGUGCAAUUCUGACUUCUAUGUUUGUAGCUAUAAUCAUGAUUGUAUUGUGGAAAUGCUUGCAAAAACCAGUGAUAAAUGAUCAAAACUGGGCAGGUAGGUCUCCAUUUGCUGAUGGUGAAACUCCUGACAUAUGUUUGGGUAACAUUAGAGAAAAUGAAGUACCCACAAAACGUACAUCAAUUAUUUCACUGAUGGCUUGGAAACCAAGCAAAAGCACAUCUGCAGCAGGUGACUUAGAAAUUCAGUUGUUUGAAUCAAGAGAAAACAUUAGAGAUUCCAACAACCCCAAAGCAGAGAAAAUAAAAGAUCAAGCAAAUGGUACAUCGGAGGAUAGCGCUGAUGGAUCGACGAUUGGCACUGCUGUUUCCUCUUCAGAUGAUGCAGAUCUGCCUCCACCGCCUCCUCCCCUUCUUGACUUGGAAGGACAGGAGGGUGACCAAUCUGACAAACCCACAAUGGCAACUGUAUCUCCUCUUCCAAAUGAUUCUGACAAUCUCCCAUCAUCUCUGGACUGUCUCAAUGAAGUCUGUGAAGAUCCUAAUUCUGAAUUUAAACAGUCAUUUCCACCUCCUCCUGACUCAGUUAACUUGCCCCUGCCACAGGAAGAUUUUAUGAAAAACCAGGACCAUUCCAACAAUGAGAUUCAGUGUCAGGAGUUUCCUAUUCCUCCUGACUCCCAUCAAGACCUCAAUGAAUCCCUGCCACCUCCACCUGCAGAAUUAUUAUAAAUGUUACAACUUGCUCAUUAGCUGAUUUUCUACUCUUCUCAAAGGACUCCAUCUUUUGUUUUUCUUCAUGUGAUGAAAUAUAUUAAACAGCAAGUGUUAGCAAAUUUUUAUUCAGGAAUUACCUGAAAUAUGCAUAAGUGGAACUUUAAAAAAAUUAUAUAACAAUGGUAUGUCUACUGGUUAUGGGACCUAACUUUAGUGUAUAGUACAUUUUUACAUAUGUGCAUAGUAUGUAUAUCAAUAAAUUAACCAUUUUGGAAACAAGCAAUCUACAUAUACUUAUUAUCACCCAAUAGUUACUUUUUUUCCAGAAAAGCUGUGUAUAAGGUUACCUUGACUAAAUAAAAUCUUAUUUUUACAUUUCAAA
Messenger RNA from Sus scrofa (pig), 1930 nucleotides. It is a transcript of the gene EVI2B, whose product is annotated as ecotropic viral integration site 2B. Gene Ontology annotation, biological process: regulation of stem cell division; positive regulation of neutrophil differentiation. The record is from RefSeq and is a predicted model, not a curated record. Lineage: Eukaryota; Metazoa; Chordata; Mammalia; Artiodactyla; Suidae.